UUAAAUGAGAACCUAAUUCCCUGUAUAAACUUUUACCAAAAAAACACGAUAAAAUAUUAAAAAAAGAAAAAAAGAGUGCCCUAUAACAUGAGAGAUUUUUUAAGGACCCACAUUGAGCUGCUCCAUCUGUUCUGAGGGGUGAAUUUAGCAAAAAUCCCUCCCAUUGCUUUUCUCUUUGUGGCAGCCUUGUGGCCUGCAGAAGGUCCUUGUGGUCCUGUUGACCUUCGACAGGAGCCAUUAUUUCUGUUCUGUUGGGAUUCAUAUUCAUAAUUCACAUUGUUUUGGAGGAGAGGACUGUGGCCAAGGUGGGAAGGCCACCCCUGUGCCUUAGGUCUGGUCUGAUUGUGAAGUCAUUGGCGACUCUGUCCCCUGGGGCCGUGCAGCCUCUGGGGCCAGGCAGUGUUUUUCGGUACUGUUCUUUAGUUUUUGUAGCCUUGUAAUUUUUACUAUUGCACGUAAAUUAUAACAUUUGUAAGUUGUAUAAAGUUCUCAAGGACAUAGAUGAGCCUUGAAAACAUUAUUGUAAGUGAAAUAAGUCAGACACAAAAGGACAAAUAUUGUAUGAUUCCACUUAUAUGACAUACCUGGGAUAGGCAGAUGCAUAGAGAUAGAAGUAGGUUAGUGGUUACCAGAGGCUAGGAGGAGGGGGAAUAGGGAAUGGACUGCCUCAGGGGUACUGAGUUUCUGUUUGAGGUGAAGAAAAACUUUUGGACAUAGGUAGCGGUGAUGGCUGCAUAACAUGGUGAAUGCAAUUAAUGUCACUGAAUUGUACAUUUAAAAAUGGUUAAAAUGCAAAAACAUAUAUUUUACCAGAACAGAAUUUUUUUAAGUAUGAAGAAUAAUACAGCAAACAGCCAUGUAUCCACAAAUCCUAGAGGUUUUAAGGUUUAACAAAAUAUGUUUAGCAUUAUCAGUGAGGCUGACUUUUCUAAACGUAUGCGCCGCAUCAUCACAGUUUUGCUGUUGCCUUGUGCCCAGAUUCCCGCAGCAGCAUCCUUCUGACUUCUCUCUGCCUGUGGGGUCUCCCUAUCCCUAUAUUAGCCCAAACACACACACACUGGUCCAUCAGUCUUCCUGAAACUCUCCUCAUGCUGACAUGUUUUAAAAGGACACCAGUGCACGGUUUUAGAGACAUUAAAUCAGAGCCCAGGGACCAAGACACGUGGAACCAGUCCCACCAUCGCCCAGCCCCAAGAAUGGAGGGAGGAAGCAGGCCAGUGCUGCCAACUCACCCUGCUGUCAGUGUGGGGGUGUGCCCUGCAGGCAGUAGCACUGUGGCCAGGGAGGUUGCAGCAGAUUGCUGUUUUCCUCAUGGGUGGUUGGUGAGGGGGAAGAAUUAGUUCAGCUUAUUUAGCAAGAGGUUAUUGGCCCUGGCCAUGGCCCAUAUCCUGCUCAGGUGCACCUUGGAUUCAGGUUUCUGUUUUGAUAUUUUCUCCAGUCUUUUUCAAGGUUGUAUAUGUAUUUUUUAAUGUAAAUUUUUAGUAAUAGGGUUCUCUUCUAAUUGAAGUUACACUAAUUCAGUCUUACAGGUAAGAAUUAACACUACAGAAGACAGGUGGGUAUCACAUCUCCCAUUGACUGCACCAACACUGUCAGUACAUGGUGGCCAAAAGUUAACUUCUGGAAACAAGAAAGAAUUUUUGUUUUAUGCUGCCAAAAUGCUGCUUAGUUCAGGCUGAAAUGGUAGAGAGGACGGUAGCUUCUAAAUGUGGUCUCCAGGUCAGAACAGGUAGGGAGAACAAGCACGUGGCCACAACAGAAAAGUUAUGCUUUGAUUUUAAAUAUUAGUGAUGUGUUCAGGACCUAUAGCACACACACCCCCAAAUAAAAAAUGUUAACAGCAGCAGUUCAGGGACUCCUCACUAUGCUAGACCCUUCCCCCUAGUGUUCUCCUCACUCCUGGCCACUCUGAGGUGAUCGGAAGUGUCCAUCCCACUCUGGAUUGAGAGAAAAGGCUUUGGAUUUUCUUGAAACCCUCAUGACUUGGGGAGGGAGCCCCAGUACCUGCUGUCUCAAGCCCCUAUGGGCAGCUGCAAUCAGCCCAGGCUUCUACCUGCUUUCUGUCUUGGAGAACUCACAAAGUUUUCUUUGCAUUGUGGAUUUUUCAUAACUCUUCUUGUCAAUAUACUUAGCUGACACGCAUAAUUGAUCAAAAUGGAGAUCAUUUAGUGUUGUUUUAUCUAUGUGACCAUUUCUCUUACUUGAGGCGCUCAUACAUGUUUUAGAAAUGGGGUGUCCAGCUUAAGCCUAAGGAACAGUAACUUUCCUUCUAAUGGACUAAGAUGUGUUAGAGACCAGGCAGCAGAACACCUGUCUCUAGUGUUGGUGUUUCUGCACUUUGUGAGAAUGUGCUCACCUGGUGCCAGGGCUGGCCCCAGAGUGCUGUGUCCCUAGUCCCCCCAGGCCACAUCGCUGUACCUUAACCCAGCCUGUUAGAGGAGCUCACCCACUACAGCUCCUUUCCUUGAGUCUUGUGUUCCCUUUUAGUUUGGGCUGCUCCAGGGCCAACAGGUUUCCCCAACCAUAGCUGCAUACUCAGAAAUGACGUGCCCGUAGGCUGUGGGAACUCUUCUCAGCUCAUUUGGGGAAUCUUGUAUCUUCUUUCGAUGCUUGUUCUAUAAGAGAAGUAGGUUAUUUUGUCUUACAAGUAUAAAACAAACAUUGGAUAUACAUUUUCACUGUAAUCCUCCUUUGCAUCCAGAUUCUCAUCUAUCCCAAUCUGUGCUUGAUAUUCCAGGUCCCCACAGAUUCAGUGUUACUGUGGAGGCUGCAGCAACAUUUGUCUUAGAACUUACCUGACCCUAAACCUGCCAGCUUUCAUUCUGAUGCCCAUUCGUUCAGAUGUGCUUUAAACUUGGUGUCUCUGGACUGUGCCAUGGCUCCUUCUCAACGUCUCACAUGCAGGGAGUAAUGUUAAACCUCUACGGGCUUCACAAUUCAGCUUCUUUUAUGGAGUGCUGUAAAAAAUGGCAACGCGUUGGCAUCUGACCGCCUCUAACUUCAGGAUGGGGAGGAGAGAGAAUCAAGAUCAACAUCAGCCCAAAGAUGAUUCCUAUGAAGCAUAGAGUGUCCUGGCCCUUGUAAGCUGAGGAGCUGAGGCCGGACAGAGGGGGACGCGUGGACAGACGGAGGACGCGCUGGCCGCUGGACCCCGCUGCCUCCCCCGUCUCUCCGCUGCCCGCGCCCGGAGGAUGAGCCCAGCCUUCAGGGCCAUGGACGUGGAGUCCCGCACCAAGGGCAUCCUGCUGGAGCCCUUUGUCCACCAGGUCGGGGGGCACUCGUGCGUGCUCCGCUUCAACGAGACGACCCUCUGCAAGCCCCUGGUCCCGAGGGAGCACCAGUUCUACGAGACCCUCCCAGCCGAGAUGCGCAAAUUCACUCCCCAGUACAAAGGUGUGGUGUCUGUGCGCUUUGAAGAAGAUGAAGACAGGAAUUUGUGUUUAAUAGCAUAUCCAUUAAAAGGGGACCACGGAACUGUGGACAGUGUAGACAAUUCAGACUGUGAACCAAAAAGUAAACUCCUAAGAUGGACAAACAAAAAACAUCAUGUUUUAGAAACUGAAAAGACCCCCAAGGACUGGGUGCGCCAGCACUGGAAAGAGGAGAAGGUGAAGAGCCAUAAGUUGGAAGAAGAAUUUGAGUGGUUAAAGAAAUCUGAAGUCUUGUACUACAGUGUAGAAAAAAAGGGAAAUGUGAGUUCCCAGCUUAAACACUAUAACCCUUGGAGCAUGAAGUGUCACCAGCAGCAGUUACAGCGAAUGAAGGAGAACGUGAAGCAUCGGAACCAGUACAAAUUUAUUUUGCUGGAGAACCUGACCUCUCGCUAUGAGGUACCUUGUGUCCUGGACCUCAAGAUGGGUACACGCCAGCAUGGUGACGAUGCUUCAGAGGAGAAGGCAGCCAACCAGAUCCGCAAGUGCCAGCAGAGCACAUCUGCGGUCAUCGGGGUGCGCGUGUGUGGCAUGCAGGUGUACCAGGCAGGCAGUGGGCAGCUCAUGUUUAUGAACAAGUACCACGGGCGGAAGCUGUCAGUGCAGGGCUUCAAGGAGGCACUUUUCCAGUUCUUCCACAACGGGCGGUACCUGCGCCGAGAGCUCCUGGGCCCUGUGCUCAAGAAGCUGGCUGAGCUCAAGGCAGUGUUAGAGCGACAGGAAUCCUACCGCUUCUACUCAAGCUCCUUGCUGGUCAUCUACGAUGGUAAGGAGUGGCCGGAGGUGGCCCUGGACUCAGAUGCUGAGGACUUGGAGGACCUGUCAGAGGAGUCAGCCGACGAGUCUGCUGGUGCCUAUGCCUACAAGCCCAUUGGCACCAGCUCAGUGGACGUGCGCAUGAUUGACUUUGCACACACCACCUGCAGGCUGUAUGGCGAGGACAGUGUGGUGCAUGAGGGCCAGGACGCUGGCUAUAUCUUUGGGCUCCAGAGCCUGAUAGACAUUGUCACAGAAAUAAGCGAGGAGAGUGGAGAGUGAGCCUGCCGACUGCACUGGAACCUGAGAGACUCGUUAGUCCCAGACCAGCUGUGCUGCGUCAGGGAGGCGUGGAGGAGGCCAGCCUGGCCAGGCGGUUGCCCCUGCAGCCUGGAGCUGACCCCCAGAGGCCUCUGUGAGCCCUGGCCUGAGCCAGCCCCAGCUGCCCUCGGAGUCUUUAUUUAUUUUAACUGUUUCUUCAACAUUCCACAUUUGAUGAUGCAGAUACCUCUUUCUUCCCUGAGUGUAAACGUUCCAAUACAGAUCUUUUUGUUAAUUGUA
This is a messenger RNA of Trichechus manatus latirostris (Florida manatee), 4748 nucleotides long. It is a transcript of the gene IP6K2, whose product is annotated as inositol hexakisphosphate kinase 2. Bases 3192 to 4469 code for a protein of 425 amino acids. Gene Ontology annotation, biological process: phosphatidylinositol phosphate biosynthetic process; inositol phosphate biosynthetic process. Lineage: Eukaryota; Metazoa; Chordata; Mammalia; Sirenia; Trichechidae. The record is from RefSeq and is a predicted model, not a curated record. Gene Ontology annotation, cellular component: cytoplasm; nucleus. The transcript has 6 exons. Gene Ontology annotation, molecular function: inositol hexakisphosphate kinase activity.